Molecule: messenger RNA, 1830 nt
Organism: Fonsecaea erecta
Lineage: Eukaryota; Fungi; Ascomycota; Eurotiomycetes; Chaetothyriales; Herpotrichiellaceae
Exons: 1
Coding region: 1-1830 (609 amino acids)
Biological process (GO): tRNA methylation
Molecular function (GO): tRNA (uridine) methyltransferase activity
Source: RefSeq, a predicted model, not a curated record
AUGGCGCCCGACCGACUGAGAGAAGCGCACACGGAAUGGAAAACCGCGACAGAGUAUAUACAAUCCUGCAGCAUUUCAGCAGAGCGAUUUCUUCAAGUCACAGACCUGUUGUUGGAAAACCCCAACUUGAAUUCAACCCACCUCUUCCGAGCCGACAUCCUGUACGACAGUGCCCACCGGCUGAAGACGGUCUCGGAAAAGGAAAGGUUCUGUCUGGAGUCUAUUGGAGUGCAAAGCAACGACAAGCAUGCAGGUGGUGGAGAUGAUCUCGAACCCGUGUCUUCACCCCCGGUCUUUGAAGGGGCAAUUCUACAGAGGAAAGUCUUACGGAAACUCAUUCCUCGCAAGCCACAACUCGACCGUCCGCUCGAUCAGUGGUGCUACAUCUACAGACUCCACCAAGAGACAGACGGGAGUUCGGGAUGUAUUGUCGUGUACCAGCCACAAGUCGACGCUGAGGUUGACAUGCCCUGGUACCAUCCACCGGUCAAGUCUCUGGCGUAUCUCCGCAAAGACACAGGAACCGAGACCACGCUUUCCGUCCAUUUCCUUCCUUUCCCAACCUCUCCUGAUCCGCUCCCGUCACGGACACAUCGCAUAUUCGUCUCACUCCUUCAGACGCUCCUCAGGCUCGCAAAGAACCCAGCACCAGAAGGAGCCGUCGCCGAUGACGACCACAAGAUGACGGAAGGGCACGCCAUGAGAAGCUUGUCUCUGGCCCCUUCAGCCCUGAAAGAUACGAUCCUCCCCCAGCAUAUCGUCCAAGACACCUACACGCGGCUGAAAGAGCGGUACGCCAAAGACCUCAUCUCCCGCUGGGCGGAGAAAACCGAGCCAGUCAAGCACGUGUUCGAAGACCUGGCCAUUGCCGCCUUCGUCAUCGAGCUCUGGAAGCAGAUGUACCCUCAGGCAGACACAUUCCCGGGCUUUGUCGACAUUGCAUGCGGAAAUGGCGUUCUGACCUACGUGCUUGUCAAGGAAGGGUACCGGGGACGUGGCUUCGACGCGCGUCGGCGGACCACGUGGGAUGUCCUGGAGCUGGACAACUGUCUCGACGAGAUGGUGUGCAUUCCGCAGCCAUUUCUGGACCAUAUGGGCGCCGAGGAGAUCAGCGGAUUCCAGGAGACAGGCGCGAGGGUCCACAACGGCAUCUUCGCGCCGGGGACGUUCAUCAUCUCCAACCACGCCGACGAACUCACGCCAUGGACACCCCUUCUCGCCGCUCUGUCAUCUCCCGACACACCGCUACCCUUCCUGGCUAUUCCAUGCUGCUCACACGCCCUGAGCGGAGCCAGACACCGCUAUUCUCCCAAGGCGCCCAUGGUCCCCGCGUCGUCUGCGCCGAUAGAUGAUAGCAGCAGCAGCAGCGACAACACCGACAAGAACAACACAAGUGAGCCGCAGCCCGCCAGCGGCGACCUUAAGGCCCUUCGAGCCGCCAAGGCCCAGGCGGCGAACCACACGGACGAUACAUCCAUGUAUGCCUGCUUGACCAAGAAAGUCGUCUCCCUGGCACGCGAGGUCGGCAUCGACGUCGAAUUGACACUCAUGCGCAUCCCGAGCACGCGGAACAUCGGGGUCGUGGGGAACAGGAAACGAGCUUUCGCUGGUGCCCCUCCUCCUAGAAGUCCACCAGACGGAACGCGGGCGAGGUCCGUGUCCGUGCUGAAGAGCAUCCCGGACGUGCUGCACCGCGAGUGUGCCAUCUCAGGAGGCAUCGCCGCGGCGGCGCGAUGUUGGGUCGAACGAGCGCAGAAACUCCAGGCGGGCCGCGGAAGGGGCAAAGUCAACGGGCACCGACCAGCAACAAUACCACCAUGUCGGACUUGA